Molecule: messenger RNA, 1206 nt
Organism: Armigeres subalbatus
Lineage: Eukaryota; Metazoa; Arthropoda; Insecta; Diptera; Culicidae
Exons: 3
Coding region: 381-1202 (273 amino acids)
Source: RefSeq, a predicted model, not a curated record
AUUUAGUUAUAUUUUUCUUUCGGUAUAAAUAUGUAUUUCAGAAUAUUUAUUUUUGUUUUCAAUUGAGAUUUUAAUAAUGAGUCAAGUAAUGAGUACAGUUUCCUGUUUUGCGUUAAAUAUUUAUGAACAAUUGAACGGAAUAAAUGUCAACUUGGACAAUAUUUAUCCCUACGGUACUUUACGAUUGUACCGCUAGAUUUUUUUGAACUGUUUUGUUUAUUAGCAUCGGAUGUGAUUUUUCAAUUCUCAUCUUUUCAACAAAAUUAAAGUAAAAAAAAAGCGUUUAAAAGUUAUUUUUUUCUCUCGGAGGAAGCAAAUUUUGUUAAAAAAGGAAGAGCUAAAGAAAAAGUGUGUUGCAGGUUUUUCAGUAUCUGAAAACAAUGGCAAGUGCGGACAAAAAACGAGCAAAAAAUUUUACGAAGGAUGAUGUGGAAUUACUUACGGAACUAGUGUUCCGUUUCAGGAAUGUCAUUGAAAACAAAAAGACUGACGGUGUUACAACAAAACAAAAAAAUGAAGCAUGGAUCAAAAUUGCAGCUGAGUUUUCAGCUUCAGCGUCACACCCUCGUAAUGCCGAUCAAUUGAAAAACUACUACAAAAACACCAAGUCAACACUGAAAAAAGAACUUGCGAAAGAAAAAUCAGAUUUGUUUCGUACCGGAGGUGGCGCAGCUACUAUGAAGCGGAACCCCGAUAAUCCAAUUUAUGCACUGGUACAGCAGGAAGUAACGCCACUGAGUAACCCCUACGACAGCAGCAGCACUUAUUUCAACGAGGAACCUCAAGCAUCUACCAGUAAAGGUAGUUCUCGGGCGUUCGCUGAUUGCUUCGAAGAAUUUGUUUCCCUCGGAGGCGAUCCGAACGAACUGGGUGAUUCGUCGGGUAUCGCAGCUGGCGGAGAAGACACUAAUCACACUGAAGGUGCCGCUUUCGGGGGGGCAAACACGGGUGAUCCCGGCGGUCGCAACAGUACAGGUGCUCCCGGUCCCGGUGAAGGUACUACAUCUCUCGGAGGACAAAGUACGGGCGUCGUGCGAAACAAUAAACGUCAGCGGAUGAAUUUCAAUACCCUACGAGAAUACGUGGGAGAGCUAGGACACCUGAAGAAGAAAAAAUAUGAGCUCCAAUGUAAACUGUUGGAACUGUCGAUCAAAAAAAUGGAGCGUGAAAUCGAAAAACCUGAGGACGAUGAUAUGUUAUAGUUUU